CCAACUCGACACUUGACUUCAUUCGAAGAAAUCUGCAUCACUGCCCAACAUCCUGCAAACGAAAUGCCUAUCUCGCACUCGUCCGUCUGCUACUAGAAUAUGGUGCGAUAAUCUUGGACCCAUACCUAAAGCAAGACGUGGACAAGAGGAGCGAAUACAACGUAACGCAGUGCGCUUCAUCGCAAGUAACUGCAAAUCCACCACUCCUGGCUUUGUAACUGACCUCUUUAAAAGAUUUGACAUCCCCUCCCUCAAAAACCGACGAAAAAAGCUCCGUUUAACAUUCCUAUAAAAAGUGGUCACGGGGCUAGUGCCGGCCAUCCCAGUUAACACGUAUCUCACCCCACAGAAGCCAGGUUUCUUAAUCAGAGCCAAAUGCUCAAUAAACACUGAAUUCACCUCUGACAACUCUGGCAGUUGGUUGAUUUAAUCAGUACUGGCCAGAUUUGGCGGUUGAAUGGGUUAUAAUAAUUAUAUGCGCCCUAAGUCUAAUACUGCUGUCUCCAUGCUCAUACAAUAUUCUAUAACUAUUUAACUAUAAUGAAUAGAAUAAACAUUUUAUAUCUUAUAUGUUUUUUUUAGUUUACAAGACCGCAAACUUAAAGAUGCCCAGAUGAGAGCCACUAUAAAUCAGAAAUUGGUGGAGACUGGCGAAAGAGAACGGUAUGAUUUGUUUUUAUUCUUAAAAAAUUUUCAAAAUUGUCAUUCCUGAUUCUAGAUUUUUGUCUCACAUCUGAGUCUGACACCAAUUAAUCUAUAAUUGUCAUAGCUGUAUACCCCUUUCUGUGGUGUCCUGGUCAAUAUAAUAAGCCGCUAGCAAAAUCGUCAUUAAAAAUGCGAAUGAUUUAAUGUAUAUUGGUUAAGGGAAAAUCAUUAUAUUUAAAUGAGUUUCCUUACUAUUUCCUUUUCUUUCAGUGUGUUGAAGUGCUUUUUUCAGGGGUAGUCUGUGAUUAAUCGGGUGUGAAAUUUGCUUUUUUUUUUUUUUUUUUUAAACUACCAUUGUCUGAUUCUGGAGGUGGUCCCCCUCUAGAUUGCAAAAAAAGAUGUUCUUUAUUUCCUUACUAUUUCCUUUUCUUUCAGUGUGUUGAAGUGCUUUUUUCAGGGGUAGUCUGUGAUUAAUCGGGUGUGAAAUUUGCUUUUUUUUUUUUUUUUUUUUAAACUACCAUUGUCUGAAUCUGGAGGUGGUCCCCCUCUAGAUUGCAAAAAUAGAUGUUCUUUAUUGGAAUACCCCCUCUAGAUUGCAAAAUUGCAAAAAUAGAUGUUCUUUAUUGGAAUAAUCUUAAAUGGCUUAAAAUAAAAGCAAUGAUUUCAGAGAUAUUCCACAUGCUAGCAUUGAGAUUCUUAGCUCUAGUACUAGUGGUGAUGGCAACAUUGAAGUCAGAUAUUGACAAUUUUAGCCCUAAGCUUUGUCAAAUUGUUACAGUACACAAAUUUGUUUGGGAAAGGGUGAAACAGCACAUAAAAGACAAAGAUCGGAUCCAAAAUGAAAGUACCUAUCCUAAAGAGAUUCAAAGACAUUUAUGUUUGUAUAUGUUCUAUCUAGAUUAUUAAUUAAUUUUUUUUAAAAUGGAUUGAAUAAUGUCAAAUUUUAGAACUCACUUCAUGCUUUCCCCCUUGAAUUUUGAAUGACAUAAAUUUAAAGGUAAUGAAAUUAAAAAACACACACAAAAAUUACAAAUUUCAAUUUAAGGUAUCCAUAACUUGACAUUUUCUGAAAGAAUAUUGAUUCUAGUAUCACAAAAACUUGAUUUUUUUCAUAGUUUGAACAAUUUUUGGAGUAUUAGGUUGGGUUGAAUGUAUAAGUUGAGUACCGUAGUAAAAAUUUACUCACUUUUGUCAAGGUCAGUAUCAACAUACAUAAGGUACUUUGUCAAAUUAACUUUCAGAAAAUGUAUACUUUUAAGGGUCUCAUAAUUCAUUUAGUACGGGAUUAUGUCAUUUUUGACAAGUAUAGGCAAAUGCUACAAAUGGCUUGACACUGCAGAAAAAAGCACAUAGGGUUAAUCUGAAAAAUGUUCCAUAAGGCCAUUUACAUUUAUUGAUUUUCUGACUCUUUUAUUGCUGCAAUUGUACAAUUAAAAAUACUUUUUUUUGAAUUACCCAUUUUUAAUAAUUGGAAAUUUAUAUAAUUUUUUCCAUUUGCAUUAUCAUUAAGCAUUUUUUAAAAAAAUAUGCAAAUGCUUUUGUUUCUCUGUCUUCAGGUUAAAAGAACUUUUAAGGGCAAGACUCAUCGAGUGUGGAUGGAGAGAUCAGCUGAAAGCAUAUUGCAAAGGCAUGGAUUAGUAUGACUUAAACAUUAUUUUGGCACUUAUGAUUUUGUUAAUAUGUCAUCUUGUAAAAAAUUUAAAGAGAUAAAUUGUACUAUAUUUAUUGUCUGAACAGUAAUUGUUAUAUUAACUCCCAUUACUUUUCUUGCAGAAAUAGUCCAGCAGAAGGGUUUGGAACAUAUCACAGUUGAUGAUCUGGUUAGUGAAAUAACUCCUAGAGGAAGAUGUAGGUUGAUUUUCUAAAUAUUUUUGUAUAUUUUUUAUAUUUAUUCUAAAUUAACUCUUUAAUUGUCAUUGGUAUGAUUCUUUGCAAGUCGGGUAAAAAAUUAUUCCAAUUUCUUUUAGCUUAAUAUUCACAAUUAACUGUUUAUGAUUUACUCUCUCAGCCCUAGUGCCUGAUGAAGUGAAGAAAGAACUGCUGCAGAGAAUCCGUACAUUCCUGGCCCAGCAAUCCAAUGUGUGACACAUCACUUCACAUCUCAAUUUGGUUAGUGGUUGUCAAGGAAAAUGACCAAGUCUAGCAUUAAUUACAAAGCCCUUCCAAUUAAAUUAAUUUAUUUAAAUCAAAUACUCAAAACAUAUCCAUUUUGGAAGUUAAUUAAAAUGAAAUAUUCCUUUCUCUUAUCAAAUAGAACCACUUGUAUCAUCUCAGUAUCAUUUUAGGGAAUAAAGAAAGGUAAUUUGUUUACAUCUAGAAGUAAAUUUAAAAAAAAUUGUUUUUAAUUGCAAUUUCACCUAAAUAGCAACUUCUCAAAUCAUGUAGCUCCACUAUACUGAAUAUUGCAGUGAUGUUUGAUAACUCAUUGCAAACAUGAACAAGAAUUAAGUUUGUAAAAUUGUUGAAAUUAUUUUAAGAAUUAAUGGUGAGGGAGAUAACGGCAUUGUCAUAUUUAAACAUUUAAAAGCAUUGCCUUAUUUCAUAAAUUUGUUUGCAAAUAGCUUUUAACUUUAUAAAAAAAAAUGAACAUUUUUUUUCUCUGUAUUAUUUCUAGCAAAUCUAUUUUCUUGUAUAUCUCGUUCAUUGUGUAUGUGGUGUUUAACAUUAAUAGCAAUAGUUACAUCCGAGCCAUGAUACUUUAAAAACCCCAAGAGUGGUCAAGAAAACGUGUUCAUUCAAAUGUUAUGUUGUAAUAUCUAAUCUAUUGAAACAAAGGGACAUUACUUAUUUUUUUUAAACUGAAGACCACAAAAAUCCAUCCUCCAAACAAUUUUAGGGUCCAAUAUUUGGCCAGCAAAGUUUUAUGUUAUUGCCAUUCUUGUAAAUUUGUUUGUGAAUUAAUGUUUGACAGUUGAACCUAAGGUUAACAACAACAGUAUGAAUGCUGAGUAAGGAAAAAAUGUGUAUGCUUAACUAAAAAAUUGACUUGUGUAUAAAUAUGUUACAGUUUUGAAAAACGAGUGAAUGCUGAAAUUAGGAAAAUCAUGUGACAACAGGUGAACAAAAUAAACUUCACUGCUGACUUUUAUUGA
Lymnaea stagnalis (great pond snail) is the source of this 3737-nucleotide messenger RNA. The record is from the annotation of a GenBank genome assembly. Lineage: Eukaryota; Metazoa; Mollusca; Gastropoda; Lymnaeidae.